GCGAGGAUCCAUCGCGGAUGGAAUGUCGGAUAUGAGAAAUGGCACGACGUUCUCCUGAAUGAGGUCUCCCUGCUGCGCAAAGAUGAUGCAUCUGUGGUUCGUCUUUGAAGGGCGGCGUUAGGGGAAGCGAGCGGUAAUAGGGUGGAUUAGCGCAAGGAAGUGGACGAUCUUUGCGCCGGACGGCGUGAAUCGCAUCUGGCGGAUGGGCCUCGCGCGAAUCUAAUAGUAAUAGGAACAAUAAAGAUUAUAAUGAUGGCAUCAAAGAUAUCCGAAACAGACGAGUCGGGCUUGUUAUUGUCGACAGCAGAGAAAUUAUUACGAAGAGGUCUCGACGUCAAAUGGUCGACUCAUGUGAUCAGACGUUGACUGGCGUGUUGCCCGUCCGGCUCCCGUGACCGACAUGAGGGAACCCGUGACCGCUUUU
This is a messenger RNA of Amoebophrya sp. A25, 424 nucleotides long. The record is from the annotation of a GenBank genome assembly. Lineage: Eukaryota; Dinophyceae; Syndiniales; Amoebophryaceae.